Monodelphis domestica (gray short-tailed opossum) is the source of this 2986-nucleotide messenger RNA. RefSeq names its product solute carrier family 35 member E4 (gene SLC35E4). Lineage: Eukaryota; Metazoa; Chordata; Mammalia; Didelphimorphia; Didelphidae. The record is from RefSeq and is a predicted model, not a curated record.
GGGGGUGGGGGCCUCUCCCAGCCACACUUCCUAGGAAGGAGGCCCAAAGCCCAGGGAAUCCCCGGAAGGAAGAGGCAGGGAUGGGAGCCAAAGGAGCACUGGCUGGGCAGGCCCAUCCUGAGAGGGCCCGGGUGUGGAGCUGGCUGGGCCUGGGCCUGUCUCUUCCCUGACCAGCAGGGGGAGGCUGCUGCCAUAGGCCUCUCCCAGUCUGCGAAUACAGCUUCAACCUGGGUGGGCCCCUGGAUCGUGGAUCCCCCAAAGGGCUGGCCGGACCUCAGAGGAUGAAGGCCGAAGGGAUGGAAUGUACAGCCCUGGUCUAGCCCCGGCAGGGCCUGGCUCCCGGGGCCUGCUCAAGCCCAGCUGCAGUGACUCAGUUUUCCCUGCUCCCCACCCAGGCUCAGGCCAAGGAGGAUGACUCUCCUUCCUGUUGUGGGUCCCUGUUCCUGCCCAGAGGUGGGUGCACCCCUGAGAGGAGGGACCAUGGGAAAGGAGGCGGCCGCGAGCCGGGUAGGAUGUGGGAAGGGAGCCGGGCCUCCCCCUCUCCUGAAAGCUCGCAAGAACCCGGGAGAUGGGGCCAAGGAUGGGCAGGGCCGGCCUGCCAUGCCCGCGGGAGCUGGGACCAGGCCCAGGGCACCGCUGAAGUAAUGGGAGGCAGAGGGCAAAGUGAAGAACUUCCUCUAGUCCCAUGACGCCACCUCCAGGAGCCCAGAGCGCCGCCGCCGCAGCAGCCGCCGCCGGGUGUGGGCAAGGCACUCUAAGGGAGGGGCCGACACUGACGAGAAGGACCAGGCCCACUGCCUGCCCUUAGGAGCCAGUCUGGGGAGGGGGCUUCCAGCCAGCACGUGCUCUAGCCCCUGGGCCUGGUCCCCGUCACCAUGGCAACUGGCAGCUUCAGCUGGUAGGGCGGGAUGGGGAGGGUUCCCUGGGCGGUUUCCACAGCAACCGGUGGCUCUGGCCAAUGGGGGCGGCCCGGCGGAGCCCGGGCGGGGCGGGGGCGUGUUCAUGGGCGUGUCCUGGGGCGGCCCUGCCCUCCCUCCGCUGUGCGCCAGUCCCGGAUGGGGGAGGCGGCCGGGGUUGGAGUAAGAGAGCAGCAGCGGCCUGAGCCGCGCUGCAGGGGUGGGGGGGCAUUAGCGCCGUCACUGCCCGCUGUGUCCUGGCCUUAACUGCGCUUGGAGAUCGGCCCGGCAUCCUCCCCCGAGGCCCGUGCUCCCCCAGGGAGCCGCUGCCCGUGUGGCUGGCCGGGCAGCCGGCCCCGGGGGCCCCCAUGUGCAUCUGCUCCCGGAGGGACCAUGAAGCAGGGAUGAGCUCGACCCAUGGAGCUCCGGCCGCCACCCUUCUGCUGCCCUGGCGGCGGGCCCCGCGGGCCCAGGGGCAGGGUGAGGGCCAGUGGCCAGCGGCAGGCAGCCCCGGGCGUGUGCUGGCCACCGUGUUGGUGUGGCUGGCCACGGGCACCGGCAUGUCCAGCCUCAACAAGUGGCUGUUCGCCGUGCACGGCUUCCGCUACCCGCUGCUGCUGUCCGCCCUCCACAUGCUGACCGCCGUGCUGCUGGGCUACCCGCUGGCCAGGCACCGGGCACACCGGCCGCUCCCUGCGCGGGCCAAGAGGAGGCUCUUCCUACUCAGCCUGACCUUCUGUGCCGCCGUGGCCUGCGGGAACCUGGGCCUCACCUACGUGCACCUGGACUUCGCCCAGAUGGUCUACACCACCACCCCGCUCUUCACCCUGGCCUUGUCCAAGGCCAUCCUGGGCAGGCGCCAUCACCCCCUGCAGUAUGCUGCCAUGGGGCCCAUCUGCCUGGGCGCUGCCUGCAGCAUCCUGGGCGAGAUGCACUUCCACCGCACUGGCUGCUGCUUCCUCUUCGCUGCCACGUUCCUCCGAGGCCUCAAAUCUGUGCAGCAAAGUAUCCUGCUGCAGGAGGAGAGGCUGGACUCGGUGGCUCUGCUGUACCUGACGUCCCUCCCCAGCUUCUGCCUGCUGCUGGGCACGGCCCUGGUGCUGGAGGUGGGCAGCGCCGGGCCGGCCCCGGCCCCCGCCGACCACCGCCUCUGGCUGCUCAUCGCGCUCAGCUGCCUGGUCUCGGUCCUCUACAACCUGGCCAGCUUCUCCCUGCUGGCCCUCACGUCGGCCCUCACCGUCCACGUGCUGGGCAACUUCCACGUGGUGGGCAACCUGGCCCUGUCCUGGCUCCUGUUUGGCAGCCGCCUGAGCGGCCUCAGCUACGUGGGCAUCGCCCUGACGCUGGCGGGCAUGUUUCUGUACCACAACUGCCGCCUGGUGGCCUCUUGGUGGACCCUGCGGUGGCCGGGCCGGGCCGUCGGGGAGCCGGGCCCAGGGCUGGGCUAGUCCGGCCAGCCGGCUCGACCUGGGAUCCGGCGGAAGGACCUUCUGGGAAAGCAGCCGGGGGAGGGCAGGCGGGGAGCCCGAUGGUCCCCCCGAAAACCACUCUCCGGGACCUCGUGAAGGGUUGCCAAGAGCCUGCCUGCCUCAUGAGGGACUGGUGGGGGGAUUAUCACCCUCAUUUUACAGAGGGGGAGACCGAGGCUCUACACGGCAAGCCCCACGUCGAGGCAGGGCCAGUCUUCACUUUCCCUGAUCUGUGCCUCGGUUUCCCCUUCUGCCACAAGAAGACAGAGCUCGCUACGAAGGGGUCAGAGGAGAAGGCUGACCCCACGAGCGUCGCCCUCAAAGGGACGUCCCGGCUGUGCUUGCCCAGAUGGGAUAGAGGGUGGGACGGUCUCGGAGAGGAUCCCGGAGAGGGACCGAAGCGCUGCCGGGGGAAGCUUCGCCUGGGAGGGGCCCUCGGCCGUCGCCCCCUUAUAUCUCUGCUGCUAACGCCUGGGGAAAGGCCCCUGGCGGGAGCCCCACUGACCCCCCCCCCGGCCUCCACCCAGGCUGUCCGGCCAUCGGCGGGGAGUCCCCGGGCAGGAGCCUGCGGCGGGGCUGGCCAGGGGUAAUUCCGCCCUCCAAUAAAGCACUGUUUGGUUC